AUGGUCUUCUUACUCCCUUCGACGCCCACAACUCGCUUCGCUCCGGUGUCUGCUACGGCGAGCCUCGCGAGCAGCGCCGCCCUCCGCCUGCACCAGCCUCACGUCCAUGAGCCUGGCGGCCUGAGCGCCUCGUCGCGGGUUGUCCUCCUCGGAGCCUGUGGGAAUGUUGCUCUGGCGGUGCUCAAGACAUGUGUGGGGGCGCUAUCUGGGAGCGCCGUUCUGCUGGCCGAUGGAUACCACAGCACGGGCGACCUGGUCGUCGACGGCGUCUCUUUUCUUGGCGUCCGAGCGCCCGCCUUCGAGCUCGCCUGCACGCUCGGGAUCGCCGCCCUCCUCUCCUCCGCCGGAGCCGCGAUGAUGCUCUCUGCCUGCCAGCCGCUCCUUCUGGCGCUUCCGUGGGCGGGGCCGUCGGCCGGCGCCACUGUCACCACCACGGCGGCCCUCCUUCCGACGCUCAAGUCGGCGGGAGCCUUCAUAGUCUCCGUCGCAGCGGAGUACCUCUUCCGCGUCACGCGCCGCGUCGCCCUCCGCGAGCGCUCCCCCGUCCUCAUGGCGUCCGCAAAGCACCACCGCUCCGACGCCAUGUCCUCCGUCGCCGCCGCCGUCGGGACGUGUGGCGCCGUCUUUGGGUCUCCCAUCGUCGAGAGCAUCGCCGCGGCAACGGUGGGCGGAAUGAUGUUCAUGAUGGGAGGGCGCAACGCCGGCCCAAAGGACGCGGGACAUCCGCCGGCGGAACGCCCGCCGCCGCCGCAGAUGACGGCGCCGGAAGCCGAGGACGUGGUAGAGAUCCGCCCCCCGCGCGGCAUGGGGCCGGCACUCGGCCUGGUGCGCCGGGACUCCUGGCUCGGGGGCGUGCUCGCGGCGCACCUCCGCGACCAGCGCUCGGCGAAGCACGACGAGGGCGACGACCUCUCGGACGACCUCUCUGAGGCCGCCACCGAGGACGCGGGGACGUAG
Molecule: messenger RNA, 957 nt
Organism: Emiliania huxleyi CCMP1516
Lineage: Eukaryota; Haptophyta; Isochrysidales; Noelaerhabdaceae
Exons: 7
Coding region: 1-957 (318 amino acids)
Biological process (GO): transmembrane transport; monoatomic cation transport
Cellular component (GO): membrane
Molecular function (GO): monoatomic cation transmembrane transporter activity
Source: RefSeq, a predicted model, not a curated record